Molecule: messenger RNA, 828 nt
Organism: Penicillium alfredii
Lineage: Eukaryota; Fungi; Ascomycota; Eurotiomycetes; Eurotiales; Aspergillaceae
Product: Peroxisomal biogenesis factor 11
Exons: 1
Coding region: 1-828 (275 amino acids)
Biological process (GO): peroxisome fission
Cellular component (GO): peroxisomal membrane
Source: RefSeq, a predicted model, not a curated record
AUGGGGUUUUUAAUGGCAAACAUCGUCGGCAGAAUACUAUCAACCUCCACUGGCCAAGACAGCAUCCUUGGAUCUAUUGAAUACUUCUCGCACGCACUACACUACCUAUUCACCUCCCAACAAUGGAUCCGACUUCAAAGAAGGCUAGGAUUUCCGGCCCGACGAAAGAGCGACAUUGCCCUAGAAUCCGUUGGGAGGUCACCCUCUUCAUCACUUAUGCUGCUUUCCUCCCUGCUAUCAGACACACGCUACACAUUGCGCCUGUUCGGACUCGUCUCGCUCUGGACCCAAACAUCCGAGAUAAUACAAACACCACCAGAAGACGCAGCCAUCCACGCCUUGGAAGUCAUCCAACUUCUCGCAAGUAUAGUGUAUCAACUCCUAGAAAAUGUGGCCUACCUUGCAUCCAAGAACAUCCUCCCUCGUCGGAUCAUUGAAAAAUGGAGCGACAUAGACAGAUGGUAUAUGUGGAGUGCGCGCGGAUUGCUCAUUCAUAUGCUUCUGCAAUUGGGGAAGCUAUGGCGCGAGAAAACGCUUAGACGUCGACGGGAAGAGACCUCGACAUCGUCUAUUUCAUUGACUAAAUCUGUUGAUGGGGCGAGGAUGGCUGUGAAGACACAAGAAGCUCGAGGAUUGGAGAUCCUGGCCUGGAGGAAAGAUCUCUUUUCCUCCUCUGUUUGGGCGCUGCUGUGUUUAAACUGGAGUUAUGGUGGUGGUAUUGGGAUUCCAGAUAAAGUGACGGGUGCGUUGAGCUUGCUGGCUGAUUCUGUGGUGUUGAGGGACCUUUGGAAGAUGGAUGACGUUGUAGGUGGAUUUAGGAUGGGGUGA